CGAUGACCCCUUCCGCGUGGACAUCGAAAUCACGGAGCCGAACACGCGGAUACGAAUUCCCGUCGUCGACUAUCGUGACGAAAAAUCCCCCCUACCCAUAUCGAAAACGAAAUUUGUGAUGCUGUAUUUGAGUACACAAAUCGACUUGCAUUGCUAGAAUGGAACAAAGAGGCGCAGUUGUGGCCUCGUUUGCAGGCAAUUUGUCAUGCUGUUUCCCACUUCCAGCUGCCUCCUGUCAUGCUGAAGAUGCAAGGCUUUCCCACGCAGCCCAGCACUACAGUCCUUCGCAUCUUUUCCCUUCUAGCAUGACAAAGCUGAUUUCUGGCCACAAAUCUGCAUACACAGAUUUCCGCUUUGAUACAGGGCGGAGGCUUUUUUCUCUUUGAUAUGGACGCCAACUAUACGAUAUACUACUCAGACCUGCAUUCCGAGCCCGACCCGCUGUGGGAGGACCGCGUGUGGAACACCUACCAUAGCGCGGACACUGCAGACGCAAGCGAGAGCGCCGUGUACAGCAGCUACGAUGCGGCAGCGACUAACAGCAGCGUGGCGCAGCAGCUCCCAUACGCGGACCAGUAUCGGCAGCACUGGUUCGUGGACGCUGGUCACCUGCCGAAGGCAAACAGGCACCUCUUUACGCAGACGGGACAAUACUCGAUUGUGAUUCGUGGGGACCUGCGGUGGCUGGGGGAUUUGCUCGAGCUCGAGAAGUUUUUGUCCAACGACACGAGCCCCCGAAGCGGGGGUGCAGCAGCUGCCUCAAGAAGCACCACCACGCCGAGUAAUGCGGCCUUGCUGCAAGUUCGCGAGGAGUACCUGAACUUCAAGCGAUCCAUAUUACAAUGAAAAAUGCCCUCACCCCCGAACUUGGGAGCAUUUGUAUUGUAAACCUUUCCAAAUGAAACACUCGCCCGCUUGCAUCUAUCAGCAUCACAGGUUUCCGAUCGUGAAUAGCUGCAAAAAUUUGUAUUGCAAAAGACCCCAGCAAGAGCGGCGCUUGUCAUGCAAGCGAUGCGAUACACGCCUCGACUCUGCAUCAGAAAGAUUCAUACUCCUUUCAUGCAUGACAAAAAGUUUCCAUUUGGAAACUUCGCAUCACAAAUUUUUGCAAUUUCAUGGGUGGGGGGAACUUUUCACUGUAGUAAUCCAUCCGGGCGCUGAAGUCGCUCGGCAAGCAUGGGUCGACGCUGCUGCCAAACUUGUUCCAGGAGGCUGCUUUCUUGCAAACGCUUCCCGUACCCGCCGUGUUUGACAGGCACUGGGAGAACG
Messenger RNA from Amoebophrya sp. A120, 1269 nucleotides. The record is from the annotation of a GenBank genome assembly. Lineage: Eukaryota; Dinophyceae; Syndiniales; Amoebophryaceae.